Molecule: messenger RNA, 3477 nt
Organism: Priapulus caudatus
Lineage: Eukaryota; Metazoa; Priapulida; Priapulimorpha; Priapulimorphida; Priapulidae
Product: far upstream element-binding protein 1-like
Biological process (GO): regulation of DNA-templated transcription
Cellular component (GO): cytoplasm; nucleus
Molecular function (GO): mRNA binding
Source: RefSeq, a predicted model, not a curated record
UAGUGUUGGCGCACAAAGAGCGCUGCCAUCUUGAACGCGUUGUACAUGGAACCUGAAGACAGUGUCUCCAAAUAAUGACAGAUUACAACGCUGUGGCACCGCCAACGACGACCAGUUACGAUCCAAGUUCUAUGUUUCAGGAUGCUCUUCAGAGAGCGCGCAUGAUUGCAGCAAAAAUUCACACUACCGACGAUCAGCAAACUGCCCCAACCCAAGGAAUUAAGCGACCACUAGAAGUAGAAGAGGAUUCAUCACUUGGAAGUGCAGAUCCAAAGAGACUAGCCGCAGUAAACGACCCAAUUGUUGCACAGUUAGCAGCCAGACAGCAAGCCAUGAUGCAAGGAGUGGGACAACCCCGGCACUUGAAUAUGGGCGCCGUUUCUAAUGAUGAAUUUGAAGUUCCAGACGGCAUGGUCGGACUAUCAAUGGUAGCACAUGAGGAAUGUGAAGUUCCAGACAGUAUGGUUGGAUUGUUGAUAGGAAGAGGAGGAGAACAAAUAAACAGGCUUCAAGCAGAAUCUGGAGCCAAAGUACAGAUUGCACCAGACAGUGGAGGCAAACCGACGCGAUCAUGCACCCUCACAGGCACUCCUGAAGCGAUCGAGAAAGUUAAAGAACUGAUAGACAGUAUAGUCUCCAAAGGCAACGUUCAGCCACCAGGUUACGGAGGCGUAGGCAUGGGUGGCCUUGGGGGCGGUGGCGGUGGCGGUGGCGGCGGCGGCAUCGGCGGCCAUGGAGGAGGUGCCAACGUCACUUCAGAGUUACCUAUCCCAGCAAGCAAAGUUGGGCUUGUCAUUGGAAAGGGUGGCGAAACUAUCAAAAGUUUACAGGAAAAGGCUGGUGUCAAGAUGGUCAUGGUACAGGGGACGAUGGCCACGGCUCCUGAAAAGCCCCUCAGAAUCAUGGGUGAUCAGCUGAAAGUCCAGCGGGCACGUGAAAUGGUUCUGGACCUUCUUGCCUCUAAAGACAUGGGAGGCGGGUUCGGAGGGGGAGGUGGUGGAGCGGAGGGCGGAGGGGGAGGUGGCGGAGGCGGAGGCGGAGAGUACGGUGCGGGUCCUACGCGGAGAGAAGUCACUGUUCCACAGUUUGCUGUCGGCGUAGUGAUUGGAAAGGGAGGAGAAAUGAUCAAAAAGAUACAGGCAGAAAGUGGAGCCCGUUUACAGUUCAAGCAAGAUGAUGGUUCGUCGAUGAAUGGCGAGAGAGUGUGCAUGGUGAUGGGAAAUCCCGAAGCUCUGAACAAAGCAGUAAACAUGUUGCAUGAGAUUAUACAGAGCGCUCAGGAUAGACAAGGCGGUCCACGCGGCGGUCCAGGAGGUGGGCGAGGCCGUGGUCGCGGGGGCGAUCGUUGGGGCGGCAACGACCGGGGUCCCGGCGGCUACGGUGGAAACUUCGGGGGCAGCUACGGCGGCGAACAGGAUGAAGUGCGUUACCACGUCCCCGCAAACAAAUGUGGGCUUGUCAUUGGCAAAGGAGGCGAGACGAUAAGAAACAUCAACCAGUUGACGGGUUGUCACGUAGAGCUGGACCGGCACCCGCCGCCCAACCCCAACGAGAAGGUGUUCCUGCUUCGCGGCGACCCCGAGCAGAUACACCACGCGCAGACGCUCAUCGCCGAAAAGUGUAGUCUGCCGCCGCCGGCCGGUCCCGGACAGGGCGCUCCAGGACCUAAUGGACCGGGUGGACCAGGAGGAUAUGGUGACGGAGGCCCACCUCAGCAAGCGGGUGUGCCGCAGGGUUACGCCCCACAAGGAUGGGGCAAUGCCUAUCAGCAGUGGAACCCGCAGCCUACUGCUCAAGGCAAUGGGCAAGACCCGAAUGCACAGGGAUGGCAGCAGUACUAUGCUCAGUAUGAUAGCGCACAGGGACCAAGGACGUCGCAAGCAGAUGUUGGGAGUCGUGCUCCCGCUCAGGGUCAGCAAGCACAGCCGGACUAUACUCUCGCAUGGGCCGAAUAUUUCAAGAAACAGCAAGGCCAGCAAGCGCAGAACCCUUCGGCAGCAGGUCAGCAGCAGCCGGCCGCGCCGCAGCAGCAACAGCAACAGCAGCAGGCGGGCCAGCCCGACUACAGCGCCGCGUGGGCCGAGUACUACCGGCAGCAAGGCUACUACGGCGCCCAGCAGGCGGCACCACAGUAAGAUGAUCAUGAAUCUUGUCGAAGAUAUCUGCGGCGAUUGUACCGAUGCGUUCUACCUUAGCAAAACCCUUAUAAUAUGCUGACAUUUCAGCAUUCUGGCAGCCAUCAAAAUCCACACCGAAAAGUGUUUAAGCUAUCUGAUUGGGAUAAGUAGUCAGUCAGCAAGGUAGUGGUGCCAGAGAAGUAAGUGUAGCUGCAAGGUUAAGCCAGUUUCUUAGUUGUAGUGAAGAGACGCAACUGGCCAUCCGUGGAUGGGGGGGCAGGGAAACAUUAUGACGUGGAGUUAAAUGAAUAGAAGCAUCGUGGGAUCAGAGGAUAGUUAUUUGUGUGUAAGAUGGCGGUGUGACAGGGUUAGUGUUCACCCAGCCAGAGAUUCGUCUCCAUUUAAGUAUAGUUAUUGUUAAGUGGUGUGGAAAACUAAACUGCAAUGUCACUGAUUUUUUUUUAAUGUUUAUGCAUAUGUAACAAAUUACAUUGACCAUGGGGUUUGCCUAUAAAAUUGAUACUGUACAGAUUUUCCUGUCUAAUAGUAAAUACGAGUCCAGACUAUUAUGAACCAUGACGUGUCAUUUUAUGAAUAUGGAAGAGUUUCAUUGUUUUUUAUGUUGAAUAUGGUAAUUAAUAUGAUAAGAAAUAUGCUUUUAUCGCUAAGUAUGUGUGUGCCUCUUCCAGUUUAUCACCCACUGCACACGUAUUAUAGUGUUUGUUGGUGUUAUCUACGCUAUUCACUACAACAAUGUAUGAUCCAUCUUAUGUACUAUUUGCUGUCGACGGUGUUAUUAAAAUUAAUGGUGUUUACUAGUAAACUUUGUAGAGAGGUGUCGUAUUUCUGUAGGUGUUAGUUUGAAAUACUGCACAGUCGUUGAGUGGCUGGAUUGCGUGAGCCCGUUGAGCAGUACCUGGCACACUGCGGACAAUUGCUGCGCUGCCGAGCUGUCAUUAGUCGGAACGACUAGGUGACAACACAGAAUAAGAUCAGUGGGAGCUGUAAGGUGCCACCCCUCUUUUUGAGACGAUUUUACUUAAGUAGAGUAAAAUUAAUAGCAACUAAAUUUGUAUUGACAGCGAGAAUGAUUAUUUACUUAUAUUACCCCUAACCCAUCAGGCUCCUGCUGUCAGUGAGUGUACGUGAAAGAUUUUUGUGAUUGCAUUGCAAUUGUGCAAACAAUUCGCGGGCUUGUAUGAAAGCAUAGGUUCAAAGAACCCCUCACUCACCUAGAUUAAUUAAGAAUUUACGUAUAUAUAAUGUAACACCCAUCGGCACUGUAUUGUUAAGUAAUUGCACACUUCAGUGAUCCCUGUUGUGAAAUAAACGUGACCACUGUGAAAUGCUUGCUUUUCUU